Molecule: messenger RNA, 543 nt
Organism: Protopolystoma xenopodis
Lineage: Eukaryota; Metazoa; Platyhelminthes; Monogenea; Polystomatidea; Polystomatidae
Source: the annotation of a GenBank genome assembly
AUGUUGACAACAAUCAGCUUCAGGCCUCAAUUUGUGUUCGUGCACAUCUUCCUAGCCUACAAAAUCGGCAAAAUGACCGCCUUACGCAACCCCACGCCGUCCUCGUCUCUGGCACUCAUCCGCACCAAAGUUGCGUCCAUUGAAAAAUCUGGCGUCGGAAGUCUGAGUGAUGAGCCUUGUGGAGUCAGCGGUCUUCAACGUUUACUGGCCCGAAUCUCGCAGACUUUGCUAGCCAGCUUUCCCGAUAAAAGUCAGGAUACUGUAUCAUCUGAGGCCUCAACUGAAAACAACGCUGUACCAAGCGGCACUGACACCGGCCUUCCUGAAGCCUGGUCGAAGUCGACCAGCACUGGAUUGACCAAUGGCAAGCUGUCUCGGAAAGUUAGUCUGUCCAAAGUAACUGUAAUCAACUUGACCACACCGUCUCUGGUGAUUGACCGGCCCAAGUCAAUGUUCUCUCAGUCCAACAGCAUUAAAUUGACCGAUUUAUCCAGCCGAGCCAAUACAGAUUUUUGUGACGCAGCGAGUUCCGCAGCAUCCUAG